Molecule: messenger RNA, 11954 nt
Organism: Cynocephalus volans (Philippine flying lemur)
Lineage: Eukaryota; Metazoa; Chordata; Mammalia; Dermoptera; Cynocephalidae
Gene: KCNN3
Product: potassium calcium-activated channel subfamily N member 3
Exons: 9
Coding region: 335-2551 (738 amino acids)
Biological process (GO): potassium ion transmembrane transport
Cellular component (GO): plasma membrane; neuronal cell body; neuron projection
Molecular function (GO): calmodulin binding; small conductance calcium-activated potassium channel activity
Source: RefSeq, a predicted model, not a curated record
GGAGAGCAAAGCUAUUGAGCCAGCGAGGAGUGAAGCUGAGCCUGGCUUCACACGCUCCUAGAGGACCACCUCCUGAGACAGAGUUCUUUCCCCCUUCUUCUUUCUCCAAGCCUCCCCUGCUGCUCGCCCUCCCUGCCCAAUACAAUGCAUUCUUGAGUGGCAGCGUCUGGACUCCAGGCAGCCCCAGAGAACCGGAGCAAGCCAAAGAGAGAGGACUGGAGCCAAGACACUGGUGGGGGAGCUUGGAUGCCUGGCUUUCUUUGAGGACAUCUUUGGAGCAAGAGUGGCUUUGGGGUGGGGGGUUGUGCUGCAGGGAAUCCAGCCAGGCCUCAAGAUGGACACUUCUGGGCACUUCCAUGACUCGGGGGUGGGGGACCUGGAUGAAGACCCCAAGUGCCCCUGUCCAUCCUCCGGGGAUGAGCAGCAACAGCAGCAGCAGCAGCAACAGCAACCACCACCACCGCCAGCGCCACCAGCAGCCCCCCAGCAGCCCCCGGGACCCUCACUGCAGACUCAGCCUCCGCAGCUUCAGCAGCAGCAGCAGCAGCAGCCACCGCAUCCCCUGUCUCAUCUAGCCCAACUCCAGAGUCAGCCCGUCCACCCCGGCCUGCUCCACUCCUCUCCCACCGCUUUCAGGGGCCCCCCUUCGUCCAACUCCACCGCCAUCCUCCACCCUUCCUCCAGGCAAGGCAGCCAGCUCAAUCUCAAUGACCACUUGCUUGGCCACUCUCCAAGUUCCACAGCCACAAGUGCGCCUGGCGGAGGCAGCCGGCACCGGCAGGCCAGCCCCCUGGUGCAUCGGCGGGACAGCAACCCCUUCACGGAGAUCGCCAUGAGCUCCUGCAAGUACAGCGGUGGGGUCAUGAAGCCCCUCAGCCGCCUCAGCGCCUCCAGGAGGAACCUCAUCGAGGCCGAGCCGGAGGGCCAACCCCUCCAGCUCUUCAGCCCCAGCAACCCCCCGGAGAUCAUCAUCUCCUCCCGGGAGGACAACCAUGCCCACCAGACCCUGCUCCAUCACCCCAACGCCACCCAAAACCACCAGCAUGCUGGCACCACUGCCAGCAGCACCACCUUCCCCAAAGCCAACAAGCGGAAAAACCAAAACAUUGGCUAUAAGCUGGGACACAGGAGGGCCCUGUUUGAAAAGAGAAAGCGACUGAGUGACUAUGCUCUGAUUUUUGGGAUGUUUGGAAUUGUUGUAAUGGUGAUAGAGACCGAGCUGUCUUGGGGUUUGUACUCAAAGGAUUCCAUGUUCUCAUUGGCCCUGAAAUGCCUUAUCAGCCUGUCUACCAUCAUCCUUUUGGGUUUGAUCAUCGCCUAUCACACACGUGAAGUCCAGCUCUUCGUGAUCGACAAUGGCGCGGAUGACUGGCGGAUAGCCAUGACCUACGAGCGCAUCCUCUACAUCAGCCUGGAGAUGCUGGUGUGCGCCAUUCACCCCAUUCCCGGCGAGUACAAGUUCUUCUGGACGGCGCGCCUGGCCUUCUCCUACACACCCUCGCGGGCGGAGGCCGACGUGGACAUCAUCCUGUCCAUCCCCAUGUUCCUGCGCCUCUACCUGAUUGCCCGGGUCAUGCUGCUGCACAGCAAGCUCUUCACCGAUGCCUCCUCCCGCAGCAUCGGGGCCCUCAACAAGAUCAACUUCAACACCCGCUUCGUCAUGAAGACGCUCAUGACCAUCUGCCCCGGCACCGUGCUGCUCGUGUUCAGCAUCUCGCUGUGGAUCAUCGCUGCCUGGACCGUCCGCGUCUGCGAAAGUCCUGAGUCACCAGCCCGGCUUUCUCGCUCAUCACUUCCUGCUUGGUACCAUGACCAGCAGGAUGUAACUAGUAACUUUCUGGGUGCCAUGUGGCUCAUCUCCAUCACAUUCCUUUCCAUUGGUUAUGGGGAUAUGGUGCCCCACACAUACUGUGGGAAAGGUGUCUGUCUUCUCACUGGCAUCAUGGGUGCGGGCUGCACUGCCCUGGUGGUGGCCGUGGUGGCCCGAAAGCUGGAACUCACCAAAGCAGAGAAGCACGUUCACAACUUCAUGAUGGACACUCAGCUCACCAAACGGAUCAAGAAUGCUGCAGCCAAUGUUCUUCGGGAAACGUGGCUCAUCUACAAACACACAAAGCUGCUAAAGAAGAUUGACCAUGCCAAAGUCAGGAAACACCAGAGGAAGUUCCUCCAAGCUAUCCACCAACUGAGGAGUGUCAAGAUGGAGCAGAGGAAGCUGAGUGACCAAGCCAACACCCUGGUGGACCUUUCCAAGAUGCAAAAUGUCAUGUAUGACUUAAUCACGGAACUCAACGAUCGGAGUGAAGACCUGGAGAAGCAGAUUAGUAGCCUGGAGUCUAAGCUGGAGCAUCUCACUGCCACCUUCAAUUCCCUGCCCCUGCUCAUUGCGGACACCCUGCGCCAGCAGCAGCAGCAGCUCCUGUCUGCCAUCAUCGAAGCCCGGGGCGUUAGCGUGGCAGUGGGCACCACCCACACCCCACACUCCGACAGCCCAAUUGGGGUCAGCUCCACCUCCUUCCCAACCCCAUACACAAGUUCAAGCAGUUGCUAAAUAAAACUCCCCACUCCCGAAGUGUUACCCAUAGGUCUUAAGAUGCAAAUCAACUCUCUCCUGGUCGCUUUGCCAUCAAGGAACAUUCAGACCAGGGAACAGAAUGAAGAGAGACCAAGCUAAUUAACUAACUCAUGUUCAUUCAGCGUGCUUGGUUCGAUAUGCCUUGAAACCAGAAAUCUAAUCUCUGUUUAGGUGCCUCUACUUGGGAGCAGGAAGAGGAGAUGACAGGAAGCGACGCCUGUGGCAGGGCCUUUGCUGCAGAGUUGGUGGAGAACAGAAACCCACGCUCAAUCUCAGGUCUUCACGUGGGGGGUGGGGGGCCAGAUGCACUGAAGUAGCCAACAGCGAAGCCAGCCCAGAAUAGGGGCCCACUGGGGAGGGGGUUGUGUUAGGCAUGGGGAAUGGGUUCCUCACUGCUGGGGUCCUCGAGUGUACCUCUCUCCUUUCCUUUUGUCCAAGGAAGCCCCUGGGUGACAAAAGCAAAAGAGAGCUGCCACAACUUGCCAAAACAGACAUACCCAAUUUAGACUGAAAAAGAAAAAGAAGCAUAGACCAAUAAAAAGCCAGAUUUUCCAUCCAAUAUUAGUACCCAUAUAAACCUGUGUUUGCAAGCGUGUGCACAAACACACACAUACACACCCCACAUCCAAUCCAGCUCCUUUCUUGUUUGAGCUUAACCCAAAUAAAAAGGGACCUGGUACCUUACCCUGCACACAGUAGGCACUCUCUAAAUGUGUGUCCAGCUGGUCCAAUCUGAAUGUGGGGUGAUUUCAGGUAGUUAGCUAGUGUUAGCCACCUUCUGAGCUUCACCGAAGAUGCAGGUCCCUUCAAACACAAUGCAGGUUGCUUUGCCCUGGACAUGCACCAUGCUUGAUCUGAGAUGGAUGCCAAGACAAAAUUGCUGGCAUUUGGGAGGGAUAAUCAGGCUUCUAAAAAUAACAGCUUCUGCAGAGUUUUCUUCUCACAUCCAAACAAGCUGUGGUUCGAUGGACCACAUGACCAGGUGUAUGUGAGUGAGGGAGGGGGGACCGAGGAUGGUGCGUGUAUGUGCACAACCCAAUGACACCUUAGUGAACAGGAGCAUUGUUUGGGGAUUUGCUGAGCUGUAUUUAUCCAGCAACAGGUUUCCAGCCCCAGACAUUACAAGUGCGAAAGGGUCAAGUGCCUCACCCGUGAGCUGCUGAGCUGGGAGAAGUGAUGGAGAGUGGCCCAAGUGGUCCCUUCUACUGACCUGAAGUCACCUCAAAAUGAAAUAUUGUGAGAAUAAAGGGAGCCUUUAGGGAAACUUGUGGGUAAGGUAAGAGGACAUAGAUUCGUCAAUAGCCUGUUUCUACUGUGCCAUGUUAAUCUUGGUGCAAAAAUUAUUCCAAUACAUCUCAAACUCCAAGAGACUAUUGAAACAUCAAGAUUCAGGGCAGUGACAGGCACUGAAAAUUUUUUUCAUUACACCAUAAUCUAACCACCCAUAACAUUUGCAAUGUGGAAACCAUCAUGUUAUUCAUCACUUUUCUCAUUCUGAGGUCCUUGACUUCUGCUUGUGGGAAAUUAAGUGAAACUGUAUGGAAUAUUUCAUCUGUUUAGGGUAAAACAAAAAGGUGUUAUUUACAUAUGGUUGUCAUCUUGGGUUUGGCUUUGUAACAAGACAUCAUCACCAUUCUGAAGGCAAUGCCUUGCUGCAGAGAUUUUUCUUCUGCAGCACUGGGCCUGGUCUUCCAAGGACAAGGGACUCAUUGGACAGCAAAAGACCCUAGAAUGAAGGCCACUCUUUCAAGAUCUGGUCCCUUGCUAAGCCUCUUCUUUUGUCUCAUUAUUGCUGCUGUUCCUUUAAUGUUCUAUCUUCUUCAUGGUUUAUCUUGAUAACUCCUUUGAGCAUUUUCAUUAGUUGUUCUGCAUACAAGAGAAGCUACAUCUGCUGUUGGCUUUUUACUUUUUUACUUGUUCUUUUAACUAUUGAUUCUCUGAAAAAUUCCUCCCUCUUUAUUUUAAUGUCCCAAGAAUGGUGCUCCUAUUUUCAGUGACAGUUCAGCCGAACAUAUCAGCAGAUAUAUAAACAGAUGAAAUAAACAUGCAGUUUCUUAGUGGCAUUAGUUCCAUUUCACAAAGCUGAGAGGUCAACCUGAGUGUGCCAAUCCUGAUCAUUUAGACUACAGCCCUCAACUAUGAUUUCUAUUUGCCCUUUCAUUCUGUUAUAACCCUGGGUGUGUGUGUGUGUGUGUGUGUGUGUGUGUGUGUGUGUGUGUGUGGUGUGGGGAUUUAGUCCUAAUUUCACAUAAAUGACAUGCAAGAUUUCACUGCCACUCCUGCUGCCCAAACAGUAUGCACAGACUGUCAUUUAUCCAUUGUGGUCUGUGGAUAAUUCUUCUUUAACGUAUCAUUGAGGCUCUCACUUAGGUAAACCCUGAAGACCAAGCUAGCAACACUAGUCAAGGGAGUGGUUGGAGUUAUUUCCGGUAGCAGUAGCCAAUGGCAUCCUAAAAACACAUGGGCAUUUGCAGCAUGAUUUGACCUAUUGGUAGUGCAAUAGCUAUGUGUGGUUUUUAUCCUUGGCAAAAGAGUACUUACUCUUCAAAAAGAUAAGUGAUCAAAUCUGCCUGUUGAUCCUGCAGUGGUAAAUGGGAGGCUACUUCUGUGUACUAGUAUUUCAGUUUCAUGUGGGGAAGUUUCCCAUUAUCCUGCAAGUACAAUCAGCCCUUAAUGACUUAGGUACUGAAUAUUUUGGGUGUAGAUCACCCAGGUUUUCUUCUUAAAUCUUUUGGCUAAUUCCACUACAUCUCAGCAUCAACAGUCAGAUGGGAAAAGGGGGCAGAUGGAUUCUCAUGCCAUGCCUUCCUGUACCUUACUUGUAAGUUUGGUAAUGGAGGGAGUUUAAUUAUCUAUUCAAAAGUUGGCUAUAUGUAAAAAAUAUUAAUUACAGUAACCUCACUCCAAUACUGAACUGAUCACGUUCUGCCCACUCCUGGAAAGCUGACCCAGUGGCAGAACCCCUACUAUAAUCUUUCUAACAACUCAGUGACAGGUAAAAGCACUCUAAUAUUCCCCCAAGUAUGUAGACACUUGAAUUAGAAAAACAGAGCCACCCCCUCAUCGCUUAAGCCAUAUUAUAGUUUCAUGUACUGUAAAGUCAGGGAUGUACUGUGAUACUUUAAGACCACUAAUCUCAGUGGAAUUUCAGGACAUAGCAUCAGUUAGUAAAUUAUACCAGACUGGGGGCUCAUUCCUCCUUAGAUUGAAGUCCAAAUAAAAAUCUGCAUCUUUGGAUCAAAGGCCACAUAUGUGUGAUCAUCAUUAAUAAAUUGUCAUAAAGUGUCUAUUAUAAACUGCUCUUGCCAUCUUCAUAAUAUGUAACUUCAUGACAUCAUAUCUCUAGAAAUGCUUAAUACAAUCCAAAAGAACAAGACGAGUAAGACCCUGAGUCACCACUGACUGUCUGACCUGAACAGGACCAGUGGUAUAACAACACAUCUCAUAAAUUAGGAGAUGUAGAAGAUGUAUACGAAAGUAAAUUUUAAAGUUCUGAGCAAGUGCCAGCUAUUGUUAUUAUUAAAGGUCAAGAAGGAACAGCAUUGAGGAAAUAAUUAUUUUAAUAUAUUUGGGGGAUUUCCCCCUUUAAUUUUCACUAAUUUCCUUGUGAAUAAACAAAAUAUAGGAAAAGAAGAAAACUAACGACACAAAAUUAGAGCAAAUAAAAAUCCAAGACUGGAUCCACAUCUUUGGCCAAUUAAUAUAACCACCUUAUACCUCAGUUUCUCUGUCCUUAAAAUGAAGAUAAUAGAUGUUGAGCAUUCCAAACUCCCAAAAAUCCAAAGUCCAAAAUACUGCUGGUCCUAAGCAUUUUGGAUAAGGGAUACUCAACCUAGUUAAUAUCCGUAAGUAAAAAAUAUUCAAUAGAGAAAAAAAUGAACUCACCAUUGUCAUCAACAGCAUCCUAGACUGACUCUAUCUAGUCCCCACUUUGAUGUUACACUUGAAUGCAAUCCACAGUUACCAAAAGUAAUUAUAACAUAUCAAAUAGUAAAAUCAGUGGGGAGAAAUAUGGGAUUGGUGCAUAGUUCCAGAAUCUCCCUCUUCCUCCAGAGUGUAACUUGACAAACAGUGCUCCCCAAAUUAAGAAUCAAUGUUGCAUCCCAGAACAGAGGUGUUACUGCCAUCAUGGUACCACAGCUGAGACACUCUGAAGCCAUUGCACUACCAGUAGGCUACUACUCCUUUGAAAUUACUGCUUUUAAAUCCUAAAAUAUGGCCCCAGUUUUAUACAGUCAUGCUACUUCCCUGAAAGUUGCUAGAAGCAGAUUAAGGAUCCAUUAGUUGUCAUUUUGCUGUCCCUGUUGACUGCGGCGUUCGGUUUCAGUACCUUAGACAGCUAUCUGGCAGCUUCCUGGUAGGCGUGGAACAGCCCCUUCUCUCCCCUGCAGUUGAUCGGCUUGGUGACGUCCUGUACAGUAUCCCUUCCUUCUCUACUGCUGCCAAAGUAAACAUUAAGGGAAUAGGAUCAUUGAUAGCUCUAAGAAAGGAGCAUUAUAGGGAUAGCAAUAUUGAUUGUCUGCCCAUGGUAGUAGAAAGCUUGUAUCAGGCUGCAUGAAUAGAAAUUGACAUUAAACUUCCAUCAGACAAGUAACAUGUAGAUUUUUAUUGAAAUAGAUUGCAGCUUAUUAAAAAGUACUCAGUGCAAUGGUAUAUAAAUAUAUACGGAUAGAUUAAAAAAUAACUGUGAUCUUUUUGUCUUACACCAUUACUGGAAACACCCAAACAUGAACUGGAGUUCCCUCUGAACAAAACCAUUGUCAAAAUUUUCAACAUAUGACCUCCAGAUCUAGGUGCCAAGUGCCCUGCGACAGUUGUUUACACACCUGCAAAACAUAUUCUGGAAGCUGUAAUCUUGGGCCUGGACUAUGUGUUGAAACAAACAAAAGAGAUGUCGUGACCAACCAAGCUGGUGGAGGAAAAGCACAAAAUUCAACACCAACUUGUAGUUAGGAUCCCAAAGAGAUGCUGACCUUUACAGCCAAAAAAAAAAAAAACCCAGUGAAAUCAGAUAUGAAUCUGAUUGGAACAGCCAACAUCAGCUUUACAGAAGAAGGACAGGGAAUAAACAACCUUCUCUAGCUGUAUCAUAUUGUCUCAGUUUUUGAAUCUCAACCGGGACUGAUUCACCUUCUUCAGACACAUUUUUUAAUGGCGCAACAACUCAAUGUUGGUCCCAGACUCUCCAUUCUGCACCGGCCACAAGAGAACAACAAAAGAGAACGACAGGAUUUUAAUGGAGGAACCAUCUUCAUGGCAAACUCAGAAACUGAAGGGUUUAUGUUCAGAAUCAGAUGAGCUUCAAUAUGAAUUUGCAUCUUGCCUCUGUACUGCUUGCUAUUUUUUAAUGAUAGGAGAAAGCAUAACAGUUUAUUUUAAAUAUGAAAUAUAUUGCUAUAUUAUAAAAUAUAUUGUAACUUUCAAUUAACAUUUUGUAUCAAACUAGUCUUUAGCAGGUGAGCGUCAGCCUGCUCUCCCAACGACUGUUUCUGAGUACACAUCACUGUGAGUGAUUGCCUGACCCCAGACCAAGGGUCCUCAUACCACAGCCUACUGAACUGCCAUGUUCUAAUUCUCUAAGACCUCAGUAUUAGAGACAAAAGAACAUUAUUUCAAACUUAGAAUAAUUCUACCCUAAAUUCUAUUAAGCCAUUUCAGAAGAGAUUUUAAAAGCCAUCACUCCUUUAGUAGCUGUGCAAAGCCAGUUUAAUAAAAGUGCAGGCUCUUUCUAUAUGAAUGCAAUGCAAAGGCCCCAUUACAUAAAUUAUAUAAGUUUCAAACUCAGCUAACCAGUUUUCCUUUGGCAAUAUCAGAAUUGGGCAUAAAGAAGAGUCCUGUUCUCCUGUGACUCAAAAUAUUCAAAAUUCUAGACAUUAUGAGUUUCUCUAUGUAAGAGUAAAACCUGGAUUGGCGUUCCAGCCACACAGGGCCCAGUGAGAGCCCAGAUGUGCUUUUCCAUGUUGGGAAUACCCUGGAGGGAGCGUGAUUUCCAAGUGUUUAUCAACAACAUGGAGCCCAGCUCCUCGGGGAAUGCUGGGAGGAGACACAGGACAUGCACAGUAAGAUCCGGUAAGGAGCUGGGCUUCCUUUCCUGCUAGUUUACUCUAGCUGGGAGGAAAUAAGGAGUCUCAAUUAAGCUGUUUUUCUUUAUGGCAAAAAUUAAGCAACCCAUGAAAUCCAUUUCCCACCUUCUCUAUAUAGCAGCUGAGAUACACAUGUAGAGCUUCUCAGUCCCCCCUUUGAAUGUCCAAGGUACUAUUUUAGAUGAAAACAGGAUGUGUUUGGUUCCAGAACAAAGGUUUUCUAGAAUCAUCCUCCUCCCGAUGAGGACCCUGACUUGCUAUUAUCACUUUGGUAUAAUAUUGUACAGGUGCAAAUAAGUAGCACCAGGGUAGAUUUAACUGAGCCUACAUAUCUCUUCUCUUCACAAACUCUGAAAAUUCACACAGAUACACAGAUAGUGCAAAACAACAGGUUUUCUCCUGGGAAAAAGGCUAGAAUCCUCUCAAAUUACAAUUUAUUUGAGCUUAAAUGUAGACAAGGCUUGGGCCUCAAUGACGUUAGUUAUUCAUGCCAUCUGAAAGAGAAAUAAUCUAAAUGCCCAGCUUCAGCCUGCUUGUGUAGCUGAGCACUAACUUGUACACAAGUUUUAUUUUUAUGGACCUAAAUCCUGUGUCUGUAUUACUCCUCAGUUACAUGUUAGGCUGAGCUCCAUUAAAGCUGUCAGAACUCCAGGCAUCUGUUUUUAGCAGGUUAUUUACCCCACUGGAUAAUGGAAAUUAGCUUAUUCUCGAUUUUAUAAUUGACUGAUAAAAUGCACUGGUGGUAAUUGAUUUGUUUCUUAAUAUUUUCCUGCUACUAAAUAGAACUGUCUCUUUCGGAUUUUCCUUCUAGCACUUCUCAGACAAAGACUUUUACAUUCAUAGAGAGCAAAUAUGUUUUGGCCUUUCCCCUCAAAGCUGUUAUUCAAUCUAGAAUCAAGAAAACCAACACAAUUUCCUGAUUUGGGGAAAGCAGACCUCUUAACAGUAAUUCAAGUAUAUGACUACAUACUAACCCUUGCUACUCAAAGUGGGGACCAGGGACCAGCAGCAUUAGCAUCACCUGUAAACUUGUUAGAAAUGCAGAAUCUCAGGCUCCACACCAAACCUACUUAAUCAGAAUCAGCAUUUUAACAAGAUCUUCUGGUGAUGUUAUGCACAGUAAAUAUCGAGAAGUGCUACUCUUACCAAACUGCAAUGGUAACCAACCUCGUUAAUAAUUGGAGAAUUAAACCAUUUCUCCCUUGAGCAUCAUUUACAGAAUUAUACGAUGAUGUAAAGGUCCUGUAUGAUCAUAAGGAUAAAGGCAAAUGCAGAACGUAGUGUUUGACACCAAGGUCAAGGGGGUUCAGACCCCCGUACUGGCCAGCUACCACACACACAAAAAAGGACAAAUGCAUCUUAAAAUUCCACUUGAGGUCAUAUAGCUUAGAUGGUGUACAUAAAACAUAAAAAAGUCUAUAAGAGGAAGUCUUUCCAGUCUUAAUUUUAAAAGCACUCCUUUCAUAGCCUUGAGCCGCCUCAAAGCCCCUUUUUAGAUUUUUCAUUUUAGUCUUUGCUAUCAGGGCCAUCAAAAUAUCAGGUGGAGUGUCAGGGCAGGUCCCUGGGAAGGCUACAUGAGUCUCUGCUCAGCAUAGUGCAGAAAUAGCUGCAUUUCUUAAUCCCUGUAUUCCUCCCUUGAGGAACUCAGCAUCCCACCAGUGAGAACUCUCCUCCCCAGAGGAAACCAGCAAGAGAAGUUUAGUUUAACCAUUUAGAAACAUUUCUAAUCUCUUUUUAAGCUCAUUCUUUUAUUCAUUGCACCCACCAAGACACUCCAAGGUAGGCAAGAAAAGAUGUGAAUUCUGGUAUUGGCGCCAUAAAUUGAUAUGUACCCAGAAACAGUUAUGUUCUAAAUUAAUGGCUUUAACCUGUUCAUUGUAAAAAGUGCCUUGGACUUCAAUCUAAAGAGGUCAGUAUAAAUAUAUGUGUGUGUGUGAUGUGUAUGUAGGCCAAUAUUUACAUAUUUAUACAUACAUAGGUGCAUACACAUAUAAUUGCACACUCAUAUAUAAUAUAUACAUACAUAUAUAAAUGCUUCAUAAUAUAUCAUAUUGCUAUUAACAGCUCCAUUUCUUUGUCUGGUCCUAUGUUUAUUUGUUUAGUGAGACCUUUACACAGAGAGGUUUUAUUCAGGACAUCGAUGUAUUUUUUUGUUUGUUUUUUACUUUUUAUUAAAAAGGUAAAGUAUAAUUAAAAAAAAAAAAAAAGUCAAGUGCCUGAAGGUCUUGAAUGGAGUUAUGGUAAACUUUCUCAGGUCACCAAAGAGGAAACUAAUUUUUCCUUUGGGAAACAUUUUUUGUUUCAGUGAGUUUGUUUUCCUCUGGCGGAAGUGCAUAAAUAAGGUGGUUAAAGUGAUUUUGUACCUUUCAUUGUAAUCCAUUUCUGGGUCUACAUAAGGCAACAAGCAAAAAUUUUAUUCAGUCUAGUGCCCAAUUUCUUUCACACAUCAGCACGAGGAGGGCCUGGUCUUCACAUGCUAUGCAUGAUUUUGUUAGCAUUGUUACCAUGUUCCUUACUAAGAGAAGGCAGACUAAAUUGCAGGAGAUGGGGUUUAGAUUCGCUCCAACUAUGGCUUCCUUUCAGUAACACACACAGAAGGAGGACUUACUGGGAAGUCUCUUUCCCUGAACCAGGUGGGAACCUGUCUUAGGCAGCUGGAAGAGGGUCCCUAGGGAUCUCUCCAGUGCUCCAUGGGCCCUGCCUUUCUACAAUAAUACAGUCGUUUGUAUGAAUCAGCCUCUCUCUACCUUAGUCAAAGAUCUUCUCUUUCUAUGGUGUGACAACUUAUAAUGGAUCAAUUCUCUUUGGUUAGUAGUGUCCAAAGCUCCAGAGGGAGUCAUCAGUUUUCCAUUUCCCUGCUCACGAGCGCAAGGACACAUUACACCUUCAAACCAAUUAAGUCUCUUUAGCUCCCUGCCCCUGUAGUGACACCCUCACAAUAGCCAGGGCCAAGUCAGGGAGGUAAUGCCUUGUAUACAUUGUCAAGAGACACUGCAAAAUGUCAGAGGGAACCUGAAAGACAGCAAGUCUCUCCAGCUGUCCUCUCAGCUGCAGGCACAUCUGUGGAGUUGUGACUAGAAAGGCUUAGAAGCCAGGAGGUGGGAAAUGAAGUUCCCCAAGUUGAUACCCUGUGCCCUCACUUUCCUCUUCAUGAGUUUUUCUGUAGCUGUAGACAAAAAACAUAAUAAAAAUGCAAUUUAGGUGCUUUCAGAGAGAGUAUCUAAUACUUGGGACUUUUUCUAAGUUGGUAGACCUAAAAAAUAUUUUCAAAAAAUAUGUCUAGCUGCAUUUCUACU